This is a messenger RNA of Tupaia belangeri chinensis (Chinese tree shrew), 2898 nucleotides long. It is a transcript of the gene RIMKLB, whose product is annotated as ribosomal modification protein rimK like family member B. Gene Ontology annotation, molecular function: metal ion binding; ATP binding; N-acetyl-L-aspartate-L-glutamate ligase activity. The transcript has 6 exons. The record is from RefSeq and is a predicted model, not a curated record. Gene Ontology annotation, biological process: protein modification process. Gene Ontology annotation, cellular component: cytoplasm. Lineage: Eukaryota; Metazoa; Chordata; Mammalia; Scandentia; Tupaiidae. Bases 598 to 1758 code for a protein of 386 amino acids.
CUGGGGGUGGAGGAGAGAGUGACAAGAAGUUUUCUCUUUUAUCCCCCCUUCUUAUUCAGUUGAUCCUUUUCCUCUCGAGAGGAAAAAUAUUAACAACAUCUCACAAAGCUUCUAAUACUUCUCAGCCAUAUUGUGAAGAAAGACACUAAAGUGGACAUUUUCUCUGAGCCAGUGAGCAUACACCAUGCCUCAGAGAUUAGUUUGGGGCACAUGGAGAAACAUACUGUAAAAUAAUCCCCAGUUCCUCCUUUUCUCAACUUGUAUCCUCCUGGGAUUUGCUGCUGGGGUAAGUCACUAGAUGUAUUUCUCAAAGGUCCCCCCUCUAUGAGCUGGAAGACGAAUGGACCAUGAAUACUGCUGGGGCUGGGGGACGGGGACAGAGAGAGCUAGUUGUCCAACACUUUGGGAAACGAGUAGUUUUUGUCAUCUUCUGGGGAGCAGGCAUAGAGACAUACACUGAGUGAAAAUGGGUGGAGGAAGAACUUCUGUACCCACGAACAACAUGUGAAGAGAGAGAGAACCAAACAUAAAGUAAGGAGGAUACACUUUACAUUGAAGAGGAAAUAAUCCAGGGAAAGGAAGAGCAAGCAGGUCAAGAUGUGUAGCUCUGUGGCUGCCAGGUUGUGGUUUCUGACAGAUCGUCGCAUCAGGGAAGAUUAUCCCCAGAAAGAGAUCUUACGAGCGUUGAAGGCCAAGUGUUGUGAGGAGGAACUGGACUUCAGGGCUGUGCUGAUGGAUGAGGUGGUGCUGACAGUUGAGCAAGGAAACCUGGGUCUACGAAUCAAUGGAGAACUAAUCACUGCCUAUCCCCAAGUGGUGGUAGUGAGAGUUCCAACCCCUUGGGUGCAAAGUGACAGUGACAUCACUGUUUUGCGCCAUCUAGAGAAGAUGGGAUGCCGGUUGAUGAACCGACCUCAAGCCAUCCUCAAUUGUGUUAAUAAGUUCUGGACGUUUCAAGAAUUGGCUGGCCAUGGCGUUCCUCUGCCAGAUACUUUUUCUUAUGGUGGCCAUGAAAAUUUUGCGAAAAUGAUCGAUGAAGCAGAAGUACUGGAGUUCCCAAUGGUAGUGAAGAAUACACGAGGUCACAGAGGCAAAGCUGUUUUCUUGGCUCGAGAUAAGCACCAUUUGGCUGACCUAAGCCAUCUUAUUCGCCAUGAAGCUCCAUACCUGUUCCAGAAGUAUGUUAAAGAGUCUCAUGGACGGGAUGUACGCGUCAUUGUCGUUGGAGGCCGUGUGGUUGGCACCAUGUUACGUUGUUCAACAGAUGGGAGGAUGCAGAGCAACUGCUCACUAGGUGGCGUAGGGAUGAUGUGCUCGUUGAGUGAACAAGGGAAGCAGCUAGCUAUCCAGGUGUCCAAUAUCCUGGGAAUGGAUGUGUGUGGCAUUGAUCUGUUGAUGAAAGACGACGGCUCCUUCUGUGUCUGCGAGGCCAAUGCAAAUGUAGGUUUCAUCGCCUUUGAUAAGGCUUGUAAUCUAGACGUAGCUGGUAUCAUAGCGGACUAUGCCGCCUCCCUUCUGCCCUCUGGCCGGCUCACCCGGCGUAUGUCCCUGCUCUCCGUGGUGUCCACGGCCAGUGAGACUAGUGAGCCGGAGCUGGGUCCCCCAGCCAGCACUGCUGUCGACAGCAUGAGCGCAAGUUCCAGCUCUGUUGACAGCGACCCUGAAAGCACCGAGCGAGAGCUGCUCACCAAGCUCCCAGGGGGCCUGUUCAACAUGAACCAGCUGCUAGCCAAUGAAAUCAAACUCCUGGUGGAGUGACUCCACUGGUAAAUAAUUAACCAACAAAACCUUUGUAAACCUUACUUUCUUUUUCUUUCUUUCUUUUUUUUAAACCAACUUGCAAUGCUGUUCAUGAAGGGUGCUCAGGAACAUUGAGAGAGAAUUAGUAGAAUUAGUUGGAGAAGAGAGGGGGGAGAUAGGUGAGACCUCUGCUAGUAAGGUAUUACUGGUUUUCAUUUACCAACCCUACAGAUGGAGAGGCAGAAGUGGUGGGAUAUAGAAAAACGCCAGGCUCUCAGUUACCCUUUUAAAUUAAUAAAAACUAUUGUAUGCUCUCAAGCUAUGAGGAACAUACACAUUGUUUCAUAGUUCCUCGCUUUUAUUUUUGUACAAAAAACGUUUUGGUACAAAUAGCUGAGUAGUAUAGCUUCAUAUUGUGUUGCAAGAUUUAUAAUGGGUAAAAAAAAAUCUGCCUAAAUUUUGGGAAUUUUAAAAAUAUGCAAAUCUGAAUAUUCUGCCAUUUCCACAUCAACUAGCAGCUUUAAUUCAUAGUUGUUUAUGCAAUCUCAAGGUGCUCUUUUAUUGGGAUUUAUUUUUGUGUUUUGUCUUUGCUUUUUCUUUUAAUUUGGGUGGGAGGGCAAAGAGUAUAACCCAAUAAAGGCUCUUUAAUGACAAAAUUGGCAUGUUUGCAUGAUGAAAGGGAAAUGAACAGUAUUGCAAUGUCUGGGUACAAAAUAACAUUUACUCAAUGUAGAUAAAAAUUACGCUAGUUUAAAGUAUGUGCAUUGACUUGUAUUUGUUAUUGUUUUAGUCUUUUUUGAAAGAUAUAUGCUCUGUUAAUGUUGCCCUUUUUUUUUUUUUUUAAUACAUGCUAGUCUAACAUUCCCUGCUCUAUGCCUGUAUCUUUAACAAUGGCCAAAGUGAAGAAAAUGCUACCUUUUUCGUUAACAAGACACUGACUUGAAACAUGUACACUUAAAGCCUUUUAUUUUUUCCAUUUUUUUCUUUUGGUGGUUGGGCAUUUAAAGAAUAAGGACAAGGAAAGGAAAAAUAUUUUGGGGUGGGGGGAAUCAAGGGCCUAUAUGUUCUUAAGUAUAAAUUGAAGUGAUUUUUAAUACCAGUGUUAACAUGCAUUUUUCACAUUUUACGAGGGAGUAUAUAUGUAUGUGUGUGCACGCA